ACCUAAAGUUGCGUGCCAACUGCCAUUAAACAAAAAGAAGAAGAAGAAGAAAGUAGUAUCGCGGGAACUGCUAGACAGUCGUCAAAACAGCAAACCUCGGAGAGGUUAAACUACUGUUCAUAUGAGUGAGUUCAGUUAAGUUGUGUAGUUUCCCAUCGGCAUAUGGAGGGAGUAUUAUCACUAUGUCUCACAGACUGACGAAAGAAGAGCUGGAUGCACAGUUUGAACAAUUUCUGAAAGAGUCUGUUUCAGACGACUCGAUUGAUUUAGGAAGCCCUGACAAGCAGCCUCAUGCUAAAACCAGUCAGAAAUCCUCCCAGAAACCAUCAGUGGCACCGUGGCAAGAUGACGAUCACAGCAGUGAAGGAACAGGGAGAGCAGAGACAGCCAAACGCAGAUUUAUCAAAGCCAGAAAGGCCCAGCCCAAGAACAACGAGGAUUUCGGCAGGGAGUCCUUCUAUAAGCCUGUCCCCAAACCUUGCUGCAGUGCUCCGAAUAAACUCGUUAUUUCUGAAGAGAGUCACAAAAGCACAGUUUUGGAAGAUUCCCAAACUGUAGAACGACACAAAGCUCCAUCUGAUGACUUGUGCUCACACAGUCUGAGCAGGUCUAUGCAUGAAAGUCUCCAGUGUGUGUCAGGAGAAAGGAGUCCUGAUGACAUUACUGAAACCCCUCCAGCCACCACUGAUAGUCUUUCACAGGGGGACAGUGAAGAUGGACUGUUGGAAUUUGCGAAGUCUUUCAGGAAGUCUUUAAGGAAUUCACAGCCUAUUCAAGAAGAGGAUGAGGAUCCAGAAGAUGCUGGUUUGAAGAAAGACGGGAUGGAAACCGCUUUCCUUAACAGAGAUAGCACAGAGACAGAGAACUCAGGCGUGGCACCAGCUGUGAACAUGACCAGUAUGGGUUUGGACACACUGGAAGAAGAAGAGGAGAAAGCUAGGUUCUUUGCCCAGCUCGAGGCGGGAGCUUUGUCAACUAUAGAUUACUCCAAGCUGAACAGAGACCUAGACUCAACUGGUUAUACCAUCACCACUAACCUUGGAAAAGCAGAGGAUGUGAAGGAGCUGAGUGAUGGUCAAAGUGAGGUCAGAGUCCCAGAAACUAGAAUGUCUCCAGCCUUUACAGGUUCCCCACACUACAGUGACGAUUUUGAAGAUGAGAAGGAUGUGAAAAAUCCACUAGAGGAGAAGUGUACAACAUCUGCAAUUUUUGCCAGAGUUUCUCUUUAUGAUUCUUUGGAUGAAACUGAUGACAGAAGAAAGGACACAGAGGGGUCACUGGACAAAGGCCACUCAUAUCUGCAAAGCGGAGAGUCUGAGAUGGAGGCUCUUCAGGAGGCCUACAGACAGGUCCAUGUUGUGGAGGAUUCAGAUGACUAUAAUCACCAAAAUGCAUCUGUGGAAGGGAGAGGAAAGAGCAACAGACCUGUGUCUCCAUUCUCCUCUCCUCAACAUGCCUGUCAGUCUCUUCAGCCUGCUUCAACCAAUGAGUCAGAGCUACCUACUGAGGAAGAACUAAUGAGGCGCAUCCGACCAGAGAAGGACCAAAUUAGAGGCUUCACCCUGCAGCCUGUCAGUGCUGUGGAGUUCAACCAAGAAAAGGAAUCUCAGUUCCUGGAUAACACAGAUGUGCCUUAUACAGACUCACAAUGGAAGAAAACAAAAAAGUCUGUCCCCGUUUCAGGGGUAAAGGGAGCCAGGGGACAUGCCAGCCAUCAGUCCAGCUCCCCAGAUCCUCCCAAGCAUCACCUAACAUGGAGUAUCAAGGAGGAGGGCUCCCAUGGUUCCACUGUUUUUAAACCCUCUACGCCUUCAGUGGAAAAACCUGCUGCAGCUGCUGUGAGAGGCAAGAGAGUGGAUGAGAGAAUUGCUCCCAGGCUGUUUGGCUCGAGUAGAGCUGCUACUACUGCAGCCAAAAGCCAGAUCUCUGUUUCCCGUUUCCCACAGCAUCCACGAAAAGCCAAAUUUACAAAGAACCAAGAAAAGGAUGACUGUGAUUCUGCAGCAGAGUCGGGUCUGAAGGUGAGCAGUGAGCUGGUGGCAUCAGUUCAGUCCUUAGUGGCCAUCCUCCAACAACAGAUAGACACCAGCACUCACCAGGAUGCUGCACAGGAAGUUAGAGGUCUUCAAGAAACCCGAGAGAUACAACACCUUCCACAGUUCAAUUUGCAAACUGCAGAAGAAGCUCGUCGGAAGAAGAGUUGUGUGGAGACUGCAGACCCUGUGACAGAGGAGAAGCUCCAGAAGAUUGAUAAAGAAAUAAAAGAGCAGGAGACACUCAUCAAAGGUUACCAGCAGGAGAACGAGAAGCUGUAUUUGCAGAUGAAGACUCAGCAAGCCGCAAGUAAAGCCAAUGAGGAGGCAAUGUUCAAUGAAAACCAGAGGCUACUGAAUGAGCUGGCUUUCACAAGGGAGCAGCUGAAUAAAACUUCAAGGCCUGUGGGAAAUGUUUGCCUAAUGGAUCACACUCAACGCAUUACAGACCUUUUAGCUCAAGUACAGGAACUUAAGAGGAAUGAGGCCAAGCUGUAUGUGGACAUUCACAACCUGAAGCAAGAAAAAAAAGCUCUUGAGGUUGACCUGCAACUAACAAGGAAUGAGAGCGACUUGGCUAAAGGUCAAGCCAUUUCUACGUCAGGUGAUAAGACUUCUGAGGUGGGUGUACUGGAGAACAAACACAGAGAGGAAGUGGUGGCCCUGAAGAAGAAGCUGCAGUGGUUUGCUGAGAACCAGGUGCUGCUGGACAGAGAUGCUGGCAGGCUGAAGGCAACUACAGCUGAGAUACAACUGCUCAAAGAACAGGUAGAAAAACUUAAACAGGCAGUUGGCAAAAGAAGCACCGAGCAGCAGAGAAGGGUCAGAGACAAAUCUCUGAACAUGAAGAGGAUGCAGGACUUGGAGAAACAGGUGAAGGAACUGGAGCAAAUACUAAGAAACAGAAACCCAAACUCUCUACCUGCCCUGAUUUAUGCUGCGGCCAGGUCUGCUAGUCAUGAAGAUGUGGGUGCAGCCAAGACAUCUCCACCUAGCCAGAUAGCUCCUCUGCUGGAGAGAAGGAUCCAGCGUCUGGAGGCUGAGCUGGAGAGUCAUGAUGAGGAUGCCAAGCACAGCCUGCGGGCAAUGGAGCAGCAGUUCCACAGAAUCAAGCUCUGCUACGAGCAGCAGAUUUCAGAAUUGGAGCAGCAGCUGCAACAGAAACAGCAGAAUGAAGGAGCAGAUUUGUCAAAAGCAUGGAUGUCAAAGAUUCAGACUCUGGAGGAAGAACUGCAACGUGAGAAGGAGAGCAACCAAGAGAAAGAAAACUCUCUCCACAACCUGAUUGAGUCUCUUCAGCAGCAGCUCAAACACAAGGAGAAUCCCGUCCCACAGAAAGCCCAGCCAAGUCCAGGCCGACAACAACGUCAAGCCGAGGCAGCUUUUGGCGUUCGGAUAGAGAGGCUGAACCAAGAGGUUGCUACCAAAACACGAACCAUUCAGGAGCUGACUCGUACUGUGGAGAGAUUGCAGAAAGAGAGGAGGAACAUGUUGUCUUUACCGAACCCACGGCCAGAAAUACGUUCCACAGAGACCAAACAAACACAAGGCCUGACCAAAACUCUUUGUUCCCCGACUGUACAAGAGACACGUGCAGUGGAAGAAACGUUUCCAGUUGCACAGUAUGAAAAGACCUACCAGCCCACUGUCUUUACAGGAAGUCAUAUCUCAGAGGUUCUGCAGGAGAACGAGGCCCUGAAGCAGCGUGUGGAGCUGCUGGAGCUGCAGGGCGAGCAGGAGAAGGAGGCACUGAAGGCUGAUGCUGUACAAGCCAAGGAGGAGCUGUGCAGGCUGAAGGAGCACUUUGCAGAGCAGCUGUCUUCACUGAAGGCAGAACACCUCUUAGUGGUGGAUCGUCUGCGUGCCACCCAUGCCCUGGAGCACUCAUCCUCAAAGGUUGCCCAGCUGACCAAUAAGCUGAAUGCUCAGGAGAUUGGGAUAAAACAGCUGCAAGAGCAGUUGAAGGAGCUGCAGGGUUCCAAAGAUGCACUUGAAAUAUCCAGGACCAGAGAAAAUGUUCUGCAGAAACAGCUGACCACACUGCUGCAGGAACUGAAGGAAGCUAAAGAAGCUCAGAGCCCAGAGGUGAAACUAUUGUGUAGCCUGGAGACGAAGAUCCUCAACAUCGAGGGCAAAUACCAGCACAAAGAGGAGGAGCUGCAGCAGGUGAUUGAGGGAGCGUGGCAGACAGCCCAUGUGGAUUAUCAGUCUGAGGUGGAACGCUGGAAGCGCCUGGCUCAGGACAAAAGCAGAGAGCUAGAAGUUUUCCGUCUGGAGCUGGAUUCCAUCCUGGACAUCCUGAGACAUCUUCAAAGACAGGGAUUGGUCCUUCCCACUGCUGACCACCCCAUCACAGCCCUGUUCCCUCAGACAGCGUAAUGUGUGCUCAAGAUUUCAAAGCUCAUACUGAAAAUUGUGUUCCGAUGCUAGUUUAUCAGUAUGUGAGUAAUUUAGGUCGAUUUGCAUCUCAUAGACAGCCAGUAAUAUUACCCAGCAUGCCUCAUAUCAAACUCGAUGCUGAUUUCUGUUCCAAGGUUAGUGGCUGCUGCUUAUCAUUAGUUUAUAAUGUACAAAUACAAACUAAGCCAGAAACGAUUGAAGCUGUUCCUUUGGUGUAAAUUUUGUAGUGAGUUUUUACUUUUUAUUUUGUAAUUUAUUGCAGAGACACUGAAAAUAAAUGUUUGUACAUGUUUUAACUGAGCUACAUUAUUUUCAGUACACUGUACAUAUCUUAUUGCACUGAACUGUAUAGUAUUAGUACUGUACAAAGACCUACUGGGAUAUUUACUCUGGAUGUGCAGCUUUCUUUUGGCUGCUGAAGAGUUAAACUGCAUUUAAUAAAGUGACACACUAAGGUUGA
Acanthochromis polyacanthus (spiny chromis) is the source of this 4893-nucleotide messenger RNA. RefSeq names its product centrosomal protein 162 (gene cep162). The record is from RefSeq and is a predicted model, not a curated record. The transcript has 30 exons. Gene Ontology annotation, biological process: cilium assembly. Lineage: Eukaryota; Metazoa; Chordata; Actinopteri; Pomacentridae. Bases 183 to 4412 code for a protein of 1409 amino acids. Gene Ontology annotation, cellular component: axonemal microtubule; centrosome; centriole.